Molecule: messenger RNA, 1218 nt
Organism: Spodoptera exigua (beet armyworm)
Lineage: Eukaryota; Metazoa; Arthropoda; Insecta; Lepidoptera; Noctuidae
Source: the annotation of a GenBank genome assembly
AUGUAUGAACAGAAGCAUGAAAGUGUUGGAAUAGUGAAAUCUGAACCAACUUCUUGGCCUGGUUACAAUGCAAAUUAUGUUCCUGGAAACCAUGCUAAUGAUAUGGAAAUGAUCAACCGAUGGAAAGAAAUGAACUACUAUCUACAGCAGCAACAGAUGCAGCAGCAGCAGCAGCAACAACAACAGUUACAGCAUCAACAGCAUCAACUGUCACAACAUCAUCAACAACAAUAUGGAUAUGAACACAAAAUGAAUACAAUGUAUCAGAAUAAUAUAGAGAAGACAGAAGAUACAAAGAUGAUAAAUUCGCCAGGACAAUGUAGUGUUCCUGAAGCUAACUACGGAUCACCUCAAAGUGCAACAAGCAAUUUUAAAUCACCUACGCACGAGUCUGAUGAAUCGCCAAAUUUAAGGGCACUGCUAAUGAGACCGAAAGAUAAAAGUACAUCACCAUACUUUGGUAAAUGUGAUAAGACGUAUACGGAAGAAAUGCUCCAAAAAAUGAUGUAUAACACAGAAGACUCUAGCCAUUGGGACAAAAACAAAGACAACACUGAAAAGGAAAUUAAUUUGUCGCAAUUUCAUGGUAGAUUUGACAACGCUGAGGAUCAAACGUCAAUCAAGAAAGAUGCAGUGGGUGGGGCGUUAGAAGGCGCACAGUCAUCACAGGACUCUUCGGGACCCUGUCACGAUGUGACGAGGGUCGAUGCAGGCGGGGACAAUGCGGAUUACGUUGAUAACAAAAUGGCGACUGCACAAGAUGUGCAGGCGGUUUAUCCAUGGAUGAAGAGUGUUGGUGGUGAUGACAAAAAGGAAGGCUCAAAAAGGACACGGCAAACCUACACAAGGUUUCAAACAUUAGAACUGGAGAAAGAAUUCCAUUUUAACAAAUAUCUAUCUAGAAGAAGGAGAAUAGAAGUUUCACAUUCAUUAGGACUGACAGAGAGGCAAAUAAAAAUAUGGUUUCAGAACAGAAGAAUGAAAGCUAAGAAAGAUGGGAAACUAGCAACAUCACCAGAACCAUAUAAUGUGGACGAAAUAAGUGCCGCUAAGUUAGGCAUGUCUGAGUACAUGGGUGCAACACAGCGAAUGCCUGGUCUGGGAGAAUAUCCUAACUAUCACAUGAAUCUUCCACAAACGAAUAUACCUCCCCAGAUGACAAGCAGUUUACCACAAAAUUACAUGAUGCAACCUUAUGAAGGGAUCAAGAAUAUGUAA